Molecule: messenger RNA, 339 nt
Organism: Heterobasidion irregulare TC 32-1
Lineage: Eukaryota; Fungi; Basidiomycota; Agaricomycetes; Russulales; Bondarzewiaceae
Exons: 1
Coding region: 1-339 (112 amino acids)
Source: RefSeq, a predicted model, not a curated record
AUGCCUAGGACCUCUUUCUCCGCAGCAAUUUACUUGAAGGCGGUGCUUGGAUGUCCUGGCGCAACCUGCGUCCGCCGUUUCUCACUUAGCCUGCUGAAGGACCUGCUGCAACCACAACAUCCACGACAAUUUAAGACCUAUGCUCAACUUGAAGUGCCUCUGCAUCACGACCUGUUUAGCUCGUUUCCGACGCUCAAAAAUUCGCUGCCUAUGGAUCUACUUCAAGUUGGAGUCUACAUUGUCUCUAUCUCUGAGAUCCGAGAGUGUCAGCCGGUCCGAAGUCAAGAACUGCACGACAAUGUUUCAGGUGAGUUCUAUUCCCUGGCAGCGCAGGUCUGA